Messenger RNA from Trichomycterus rosablanca, 6405 nucleotides. RefSeq names its product ArfGAP with GTPase domain, ankyrin repeat and PH domain 3 (gene agap3). Lineage: Eukaryota; Metazoa; Chordata; Actinopteri; Siluriformes; Trichomycteridae. Bases 160 to 3813 code for a protein of 1217 amino acids. Gene Ontology annotation, molecular function: GTPase activator activity; GTP binding; GTPase activity. The record is from RefSeq and is a predicted model, not a curated record. Gene Ontology annotation, cellular component: nucleus. The transcript has 18 exons. Gene Ontology annotation, biological process: activation of GTPase activity.
GGUUAAGCUCGCUGAGGUGAAGGAGGAGAAGACGAAGAGGAAGGAACGUUCAAGAGAUCUCCAGGCAGAGGAGGAGGGAACCAAGGAGCUUGGCAGGUGGCCUUACCCGUCGGCAUAGGCUGACUGGAAAGUAGAGGGAGGAGGCUGGAAGAGUCAGGAAUGAGGACAGACCGGUUUUUUGCACUUCUUCAGGACUUGUCUGUGCUUAGGUCCUCUGUGUCAGAUCUGGAAUCGGUCUCAAGUGUGAGAACAAGACAGGCAAAGGUGUUCACCGCUGCUCUUACAGUUGGAUGCGAACUCGAUAAGGAAUACAAUAAUGGAGAAGCCAGAACAGAACAUCAUACGGUGGUCAAGCGAAGGUCUGUCAAGGAGGUGCAACAAGUUGGCUGCAGGAAGGCAGUGAGCAUGUACGGCUCUCUAGAUGAGCCCGGAAAACAAGAAAGAACAGCGGGCGUUAACGGUAGGUCACGGAGACCUCAAAGUGUCUGCAUGCUGACCGCUGCACAGUCCGGCGCUCUGUUUGUUGCUAACUCAUCCCUAGGCAAAACGGGUAACCCUGACAUUCAGCAUCACAGAUUGAGAAAAGCUGACAUCCGUGCUGCUGAUGGCAUCAAACAGGACUUACCGCCGUCUUUCCGGCUACCCCCUUACCCACAACAGGAGGUCCUAGCGCGCCGGCCCCUACUGCCGACUGGAAGACCUCGGCCAGUCAGCAUGACUGUUUUAGAGCUGAGAACUUUAGAGCAUAGCGGUUCCCAGAAUGAGCUGGCUAAACGUACUCUCAGUGACGCCGCCAGCCUGCCUCGCACUGGUUUCAGAUGGAGGCUCUUCGGCCGACAGACACAGGAUAAGGCGGUGGCACCGAUGCCGACCCAAGCCACCAUCAAACCAGAGACAUCGAAGAAGAAGUUUAGCUCCCUGCGCCGGAGCCUAAGCCUCAGACUUAAGCGAAACUGCAACCAGCCAGAGCAAAAUGUCAAACGAGAAAGAACGUGGACAACGAGUGUUAAAGAGGACGUCUCAGUAUCCAGCAGGCCUUUCUCUUAUUUGACCGGCAGGACAUUGUCUAGCACGCAUCCGCGAGAUGAGGACCAGAGAUGCAAACAGUAUAUACAAUUCCAAACCAGAGGCAAGGUCUCCGUCAUGGAGGUACCUUUAGCCGCAGCAAAACUUACCAAGCCUCUCAAAUCCGCCUCCGCAGAGCCCAACUUUUGGCAGCUAAUCACUAGUCGCUUUAAAAGGAAAAGUCCGUCAUCCAGCAACAAAUCGGAGUCUGGCGCUGAAAGCCAGCCGACUGGCAACGAUCCGCCAGUCAGGAAUAUAAAGCCACCGCCAAAGCCGGUUGCCAUGGAGGCACUGAGGGGCAUUGACUUCAGCAAAGGUCAAGAUUCCUUUGUGAACAGUCAGGAGUGGACACUGAGCAGAUCAGUUCCAGAGCUCAAAGUGGGCAUCGUGGGUAACCUCUCCAGCGGGAAGUCAGCCCUGGUCCACCGGUACCUGACAGGAACGUAUGUCCAGGAGGAGUCUCCAGAGGGAGGCCGCUUCAAAAAGGAGAUUGUGGUGGAUGGACAGAGCUAUCUUCUACUGAUUCGAGAUGAGGGGGGACCUCCUGAACUUCAGUUUGCGGCCUGGGUGGAUGCCGUGGUGUUCGUUUUCAGCCUGGAGGACGAGAUCAGUUUCCAAACAGUCUACAACUACUUUCUGCGGCUGUCCAGCUACAGAAACACGGCUGAGGUGCCCAUGGUGCUGGUGGGCACACAGGAUGCCAUCAGUGCCACCAACCCGCGAGUAAUCGAUGAUGCCCGCGCCCGUAAGCUCUCCAACGACCUGAAGCGCUCCACCUACUAUGAGACCUGCUCUACCUACGGCCUCAACGUGGAGAGAGUCUUCCAGGAUGUGGCUCAGAAGGUGGUGGCACUGAGGAAGAAGCAGCAGCUGGCCAUCGGGCCGUGUAAAUCUCUACCCAACUCACCCAGUCACUCAUCGGUGCCCACUGCAGCAAUCCCCUCCGUACAUCUCAAUCAGGCUGCUAAUGGAGGGGGUGCACCAUUCAGCGAUUACUCCUCCUCAGUUCCCUCCACCCCCAGUAUGGGGCAGCGGGAGAUGCGCAUCGAGACCAUCGCUGCCUCCAACACGCCCACACCCAUCCGCAAGCAGUCCAAACGCCGUUCCAACAUCUUCACAUCGCGGAAAGCCAGCGAGCAAGCAAAGAGCGCCGAGUGUAAAACAGACAGCAUAGGCAGUGGAAGGGCCAUUCCUAUCAAACAGGGCAUUUUACUGAAGAGAAGCGGCAAAUCACUGAAUAAAGAAUGGAAAAAGAAGUACGUCACGUUGUGCGACAACGGUGUCCUGACCUAUCACCCCAGCUUACACGAUUAUAUGCAGAACGUCCACGGUAAAGAAAUCGAUUUGCUGAGGACGACGGUGAAAGUCCCGGGGAAGAGGCCGCCCAGGGCCGUGGCUACGGUUGCACCAACCGCCAGUCCCAAAACUAACGGGUUAAGCAAGGACCGGAGCACGCUACAGCUGGGCAUCGGAGCCACAGGCACAUCUCACUCCAACAGCAGCAGCUCUCUGCAGUCUGGGGGCGUGGUCUCAGGACUGAGUGUGGUUGCAGUGGGAGGGGCUAAGGAAGGAAUGCAUCAGCGAUCUUUCUCCGUGUCCAGUGCCGAGCAGUGGAAUGAGGCUGUGAACACCAGCGGUGCUUCAGCUAACGGGACCAUGGAUUCCCUCAGCGCAGUUGCCGGCUUGGGCGGACCCACCAGCCCCAAACUGGAGCCGCCACCUUCGCCCCACACCAACCGCAAGAAGCACAGGAGGAAAAAGAGUACAGGGAUUACCAAACCAGACGGGGUGUCAGCGGGGAACGAAGAGCAAGAGGAGUCGUUUGAAUUCAUUAUUGUGUCACUGACGGGGCAGAUGUGGCUUUUUGAGGCGUCGACAUAUGAGGAGAGGGAGCUCUGGGUCACAGCCAUCGAGAGUCAAAUAUUUGCCAGCCUACAGUCAUGUGAGAGCAGCAAGAAUAAGUCUCGAUUAGGGAGCCAGAGCGACGCCAUGACCAUCCAGUCCAUCAGGAACGUGAGAGGAAACGCUUUCUGUGUGGACUGUGACGUCCCCAACCCAGACUGGGCGAGUCUGAACCUUGGUGCUCUGAUCUGCAUCGAGUGUUCGGGUAUCCACCGGCAUCUAGGCACCCAUCUGUCACGAGUACGCUCUCUGGACCUAGAUGACUGGCCCGUGGAGCUGACCAUGGUUAUGACGGCCAUCGGGAACGCCAUGGCCAACAGUGUGUGGGAAGGCGCACUGGAGGGCUACACCAAACCUGGUGUGGACUGCAGCAGAGAGGAGAAGGAGCGCUGGAUCCGAGCUAAAUAUGAGCAGAAGCUCUUCCUUUUGGGUCUUCCUCAGUCUGAUGUGCCCCUGGGGCAGCAGCUUCUGAGGGCAGUGGUGGAGGACGAUCUGAGGAUGGUGGUGCUGCUGCUGGCUCACGGCACCAAGGACGAGGUGAACGAGACUUAUGGGGACGGCGACGGUCGAACAGCGCUGCACCUCUCCUGUGCCAUGGCCAACGUGGUCAUCACUCAGCUGCUUAUAUGGUAUGGCGUUGACGUGAAGAGUCGAGAUGCCCGUGGUCAGACCCCCUUGUCCUACGCCCGGCGAGCGGCAAGUCAGGAAUGUGUCGACAUCCUCGUUCAACAUGGCUGCCCCUCAGACAGCGGCGGCACAUCGACACCGACCGGCACGCGACACAACCCAAACGCCAACAACAACAACGGACAGUGCGAGCUUAAUCGCAGCAUUAGCAUCAUGUAGUUCUCGAACGCCAUACUGUACGCCUUCAGUGUCCCAGUGCCAGAAUACUGUGACCUUCCUGCCUUCAGCCAUUUCCACAGCAACUUAGCGGUGUGCUGCUGUAUUUGUUGUCACCAUCCUGGUUAGCAUUGUAGAAGUGGCCUAUCUGUUAGCUAUCGCUACUGUGUCAAGUCAGUUUGUGAAUGCGGAUGUGUCCUGUCAACCAUAAAAGUCUGUUUAAUCUGUGUAGAAGUGUGUCAAAGCCUUAAAGAGCUGAUUAGGACUAAAGUUUUGCUAAAGGUUCAUAUUGCACACAAGAGUUCUCACUUUUGGAAGUGGUAGCCCUUCAGUAAAGGUACUGGACUGUUGAUUAAAAGGUUAAGGGUUUAAUCCCACCACUGACAAGCUGCCACUGUUGGGCCCUCACGUCAGGCCCUUAACCUCUAGUUGCUUGGAUUUGUUUUCUGUCUGAACUGUCUGGAUUUGGAUAGAAGCAUCAUGUAAAUUAUAAGGUUUAGUACACGAGGGGCUGUUUUAUUCAGUUUCUCGUGAAUAUAGAAGAGACCCUAUGUACUGAUUAGUAAAAACAUGAACCUGCGCUCAGCUCGCCUGCCAUUUUCAACCUUGUGUAUAGCUCAUCCAAGAAUUUCUGUGUUCAUCAAACUAGACGUCUGCCUAAGAAUACCUCUUCAGUCUGCCAGUAAAUAAAAGAGCCAGAGGAGCAUGAUUACCCAGAGCGGAGAAUAAUGUGCCAUCAUCAGGGCUUUGUGAGAUGGAUCUGAAGUGGUCUUCUGACUGUUUGACCCUGUGGUCUGUCUUCUGCAUUUAUAUAGCUAUAGAAAGUGAGAGAUCUGUUAAGUGACCCAAUGCUAGGUAAUGUUUAACACUAUAUUUGCUCUGAAGGCUCGUUUACCUCCUCAGUACUCGAAUAUGCAUCGACCAGGACUGCACGACAGAUUAAAUACAGACCUGUGAAUGAAUAGUAGUUUUCCUCUAACGACCUCAUCUAAUGCCAUUCAGGUGCUCAGUGAUUGAAGAUGCUUUACUGAUGUUGUUUCUUAUGUAGGGACACCUACACUAUAUGACAAAAAGUAUUGGGACAGCAGCGGAUUUGGAUGCACCGGGAAACACUGGGCGCGAGACAGGAACACCCUGCACAGGGUGCCAAUUCAUUGCAGGGCUUCAGCCGAUAGUCGAUAGCACCGAGUUGGAAUCCAAGUGGUGGUGGGCUGGUGUAACAGACUGCUGUUACCCGAGCGCCGUCUGGAAAACAUACCUUGUUCAGUCUUUUAAUUGUAAUAUUACCUCCUAUCAUCCCUUUAGUCAAUUAAAUUUUUAAUCAUUUGCCUCAGUAGGACUCUUAUCUGGUAUUGUAAGUGUUUGUUUACAUGAGCUGACCCAAUAUUUACAUGCCAACUGUACUAAGUCUCAAGCUGAUGUCCAUCUACUUUAGAUUAAGUUUACACCUAACCCAUACCCAUUCAGUUUCCAAGCAAAAAUGUUUGUGUGUACAAAGUUUAAUCAGGCUCAGUUUGCUUUUGUUUAUCAUUAGCCAUGCUGGCAUUUUUGUCAGAUCUGAUCUGACAAACAAACAGAUUUAUUCCAUGUCCUGCUAAUGUGCUGAAGGGGGAACAAGAGGAUAACGUUUGUCCUGGAUCAGUUUUAGUAUUUGCUUUAUACCGUGCAGUAUUUUAUGUUUGCUGUGCAUUACGUGCAUUACCUAGAGGCGUUUUCCCCUAAUAUGGAAUGUCAGAUAGGGCUUAACUUCACCAACAUGGUACUGUAUAUGAUACUGUAUGGGCAGUAUGAAUUUUUGGACCCUGAAAAAAAAAACUUUUGUCCCCAAUUUUUUUGUUUUUGGAAGUCCUGUGGAUUUCUCCUGUCCAUUUGAUUAAGAUUGACAUCAUCAUCUGCAUCACAUGACGCUGGUCUCCGUAUGAUUUGUUAAAACUGCAUUUAUUUAAAAAAAAGACAUAUUUUAGUCAUAACACUAAAAGCGGUAGGUUUAAUGGAUCAUUUUGUCAGCAAUUAAGAUGUUUUAGGAGUUUUGAUUCAUUUAUGACAAGGGAUCAUUGUGACAAGUACAUUCGGUGUAGCUUUUACCACCAGGCUUAUAGAUCAAACUUCUUUUUUUAUUCAAACUACUUUAUCAUGGUUUAAUUCUUUAUAAACUUUAUCAGCUCAUUUUUAGUUCCUGAGUCUGUCCUUAAAAACUAUUAAGGAGAGAAAUAUCUUCUGGACCUGUUUGUGCAUUCUCUUUUGCCACAUCCUGCUUUUUAAGAGAUUGCAUUGCAUUUUAUCCCUCGUUUAUUUUUUUUUCUUUUGGUACUUUGUGUUGGUCUCGGUGUGGCCGUUUUCACAUAGCCUGACCGUCAAAGGUACUUUGUGUAUAAUGUACAUUUGACAUAUUUAUAAAAGCCAGAUGUAAAUAUUGUUUUUCUCCGUUGGUGCUUUUUAAAAUCCCUUUUAUUUUGUUCUUUAAAUUUUCCAUUGUUUUUACAGUCCAUUUUGAAUGUAAUGAAGUGACUUCAUGAGAGUGUAGCUGUCGUUUGUUUGGAUGCUUGGCUGACUAUUGACAUAAUAAACUCUCCAAUAAAAUGAUUUAUACCAUAA